Messenger RNA from Bolinopsis microptera, 1341 nucleotides. RefSeq names its product coatomer subunit epsilon-like. Lineage: Eukaryota; Metazoa; Ctenophora; Tentaculata; Lobata; Bolinopsidae. Gene Ontology annotation, biological process: intra-Golgi vesicle-mediated transport; retrograde vesicle-mediated transport, Golgi to endoplasmic reticulum; endoplasmic reticulum to Golgi vesicle-mediated transport. The coding region runs from base 14 to 901 and encodes 295 amino acids. The record is from RefSeq and is a predicted model, not a curated record. Gene Ontology annotation, molecular function: structural molecule activity; protein binding. Gene Ontology annotation, cellular component: COPI vesicle coat. The transcript is spliced from 3 exons.
CUAGGUUCAAGCAAUGUCGGACCCUCUUUUUAUGGUGAAGACCUCGUUCUACAUAGGUAAUUACAGACAGUGCGUAAAGGAAGCCCAGAAGUUGCAAGUUGGGGACCAACCCUUGGACCUGGAAUGUGAUAUCUUGAUGUACAGAGCCUAUCUGGCUGAAGGUAAAUAUAACUUGGUGUUGGGAGAGGUGGAGACAAGGUCCGGACCAGAGUUUCUAGCGCUGGUACUUCUUGCUAAGAUCAUGCAGAAUCCUAGUAACAAAGACGCUGUUAUUUCAGAGGUAGGAAACGUGUUGAACGAAGGAGCAGCAAGUCUUUGCCCGAAUGUCGUCGCCCUUUUGUGUGCCAACGUUUAUCUGCUAGCUGGAGACUUUGAGUCAACUCUCCGUGUCACAAAUUCCGCCUCUUCGCUGGAAUGUCACGCUCUAGCAGUCCAGACCCUGCUUCAGAUGAACCGAGUGGAUAUCGCCACUAAAGAGGUGAAGAAAAUGCAGGAGAUUGAUGAGGACACGACAGUAUCCCAGCUUUCUCUCGCUGCCCUCAAUAUCGCAAUGGCAGACACAAAGAGCAUACAGACAGCAUACUACGUGUAUCAAGAGCUUGCAGAUAAGUUUGGGCCCACCCCAAUACUUCUCAACGGUCAGGCAGUCUGUUUCUUGCUGCAAGGUAAGUCUGAACAAGCGGAGGAUGUGUUACAAAAGGCUUUGGAUAAGGAUAGCGGUCAUCCGGAAACUUUGAUCAACCUGUCGAUAGUUUCACAGUUUUUGGGAGCUAAAGACUCUGCUAAACGAUACAUUUCCCAAGUUAAGGAUUCACAUCCUGAUCAUCCGUAUGUUUUGAGGCUUCAGGAGAAGGAGAAGCUUUUUGACGAAUUUUCCUCAGCUUUGUUGUCUAACCGUUAAGGUAAAGCUCAAUGUAACUUAUCUGAUCAGCCCCUUUUUGACCUUCUUCGUCUAUUACUUUAGAGACUUUGUAGACAGUGGAGUUCUAAAAUUAUGUAGUAAAAUAUAUUGCUUGCUUUCAAUUGUUGUACAUUUGGGUUAUAUAAUGAUAUAAUCAUGACGAGUUAACAAUAUAUAUAGUAGAUCUGAUGUCCACUGCUUCAUUGUUCGAACGUUAUUCAAUUUGAGACAAGUUUUGCUAAACAUUUCAGCCUCUGCCCGUGUGUUAGUAAAUAAUUGCUUCCUUAUAUUAGUCAGUAUGAGUUUUAGGUCAAGAGAGAAUUUUAACCACAGUUAAUAUUAAAAUGAAUAGAUUUGAGGGAAUGUUUUAUGUUUCACUAAACUUGAAUUGCAUGUAUAAAUUUUGAAUUAUGGUAAUGAAAAUUGAUUUAUUACGUUAA